AUGUAUAAAUCUAAAAAAUGUAUUCCGAAAUUCUGGAAAUGGGAAAAGAAAAUUUAUGAUUGGAGUCAUAAUUCUAUUUCUUUCAAAGCAGUAAUUUUACUGCUCCUCAUCAUCGUCACUCUGACCAACUUAUGCAGUCUAACAGUCAAUGGUCAAUUCAUGGAAUUCUUCAGUGACUACAAGAAAAACCACAUUGAAGAUGAGAUAAAUUACUCGUUUCGUUAUGUUAUUGAUCAUCCUGAAAGCGGGGUGACACUGGACCAUUGGGAGGAUAGGAAGGGCAUACAAGUCAAUGGCAGAUAUGGUCUUUUAGAACCUGGUGGAUAUGUUCGAGAUGUACGGUAUGAAGUCAAUGGAGAUAAUGGAUUCCGAAGUGUUGUGCGAACCAGAAUGCCAGGAAGUAGAACCCAUCAGGUUUUAUUUGUUUUGCGAUCACAACCGAAGGAAUCAUUGAGAAGAGCUGAACCUGUUGCAUUUGUGGUGUAA
Molecule: messenger RNA, 486 nt
Organism: Episyrphus balteatus (marmalade hoverfly)
Lineage: Eukaryota; Metazoa; Arthropoda; Insecta; Diptera; Syrphidae
Gene: Cpr62Ba
Product: cuticle protein 8
Exons: 4
Coding region: 1-486 (161 amino acids)
Cellular component (GO): extracellular matrix
Source: RefSeq, a predicted model, not a curated record